Messenger RNA from Strongylocentrotus purpuratus (purple sea urchin), 3118 nucleotides. RefSeq names its product C-C chemokine receptor type 8. The coding region runs from base 1455 to 2603 and encodes 382 amino acids. The transcript is spliced from 2 exons. The record is from RefSeq and is a predicted model, not a curated record. Gene Ontology annotation, molecular function: G protein-coupled receptor activity. Gene Ontology annotation, biological process: G protein-coupled receptor signaling pathway. NCBI's taxonomy places the organism in Eukaryota, Metazoa, Echinodermata, Echinoidea, Camarodonta, Strongylocentrotidae. Gene Ontology annotation, cellular component: membrane.
UUCCUGAUUUUGUAAUGCACUUUUCUACCUCGGAUGUAUGGUUUUUAUAUCUUGAUUUAGAAAAUAAAUAUCAUACCAUACCAUACCUGGACAUUACUCAAUACGUCAACGGAUAACUGCAUUUUACUGGAGAGGAAGAGAUUGGAAUGGCAUCAAUCAAAAUGAGCGUUUUGUGAUUCACGUGUGUUAUCACCAUAAACGAGGAACAACAACUUUGCUGAAAUUUUAAUCUUUGUAUUUUCACUCGAAUGUGGUAAAAUGCAGACGUGAUUCUCUUUAUAAAGUGGGCAAAAAUUAUCUUUAUUUUCAAUUUGUGAAAUUCAGCAGUGUUGUCGAGGAAGCCUAAUCAGUUAUUUCAAACAUGAUGCUACUUUAGGGGCCACCUGUGUAGAAAGACCACCUGUAUAAAGACUACAAUAUCCCCCGUGAACAGGGUUUUGCAUUGAAACGGUGGGGGCUCCUGGAAUAACCUUCUCAUAAAGACCUCCUACUACAGAGACUAUAUCGGUUUGGCUCCAUUGCUAGCGGUCUUUGUAUACAGGUUUCAUCGCUGAGACAUAAACCAUAAUAUGCCCACCUAUGAUAAUUUCUACGCGUCCGUUGGAAAGUUCACUUCGGCUUUCGUGCCCAUAUAAAGAGGGAAGAGGUCGUAUAUCUUGCAAUCCGAUUGAGAGUUUCAUUGCCCCUCUCAAACAAUCAACAUCCGGCUAGUUACACAAUGAGGACAGUUUAAAACAGAGUUUGGAUCGAAAGACAGUGACGUGAUUCAUGGCUCUAUAGAAAUAGUCAUCCAAGCAACUUGUCGAUAUUGGCAUGCUCAGGACAUGCUUAGUCAUAAUGUGCCAUUUAACCUCACGAUGUGAAUCUCCUAGCAUUGGAUUUAACAACUCCUCUCUGGCCUCAAUCUCUCUCUCUCUCUCUCUCUCCAUAACGGAUUUGUAAAUGGAUUCGAUUGAUUACCUGCGACGAAUAUUAAUCAAUUGACGCCCAUUCCUGGAAGCGGAUAUAUUCGUACACUGUAAAUACAGCCUACGUUCCAUCAAACUAAUUAUAAUCUUAACACGGAAGGCAGGAUUAUGUAACAGGGUGCAUGCUUGUUGUCGGGCCAAUGGGUUCCAUUAAUGACUUAUUCCAAUGCCACUUUUGACGCCGUCGAUACCAGAACGAAUCUAGACUAAUGAGAUUGGGGGUCGUACUGAAAGGGAAGGUUCGACCAUUACUAAUCUCUACGUACCCAUUGUAACUUACAAUUCUCCACCACUGCCAAUGUUUGUGGAAAUUCUUAUAGGCAGAUACCAUUAGUCUGCGUCGGAAAUGAAUCAUGGACAAUUACUUCUUGCAUAGCAACCCGUGUCGUCUGGACCAAGAUAUUGAGAAGUUGACGGAAUGUCUCUGAAUCUUAAAGAUGUGUGAUAUAACAACGUUUGUAUAGUGACAUCGAUCAGCAUCUCAAGAUGGAGCUUUACACAGAAAUGUCCUUGAUAUUUGAGAAUUGUACCAACUGUACCGAUAAUGAGACUGAUGUCUAUGAUCUCUACCCUCACUCGCUCGUCAUCGCAGCCAUCUACCUCUUCACAUCUAUAUUCGGUAUCCUCGGAAACAGUCUCGUCGUCGUCGGCGUGAUCGUCACUCCCAAACUGCAAACCCCUACCAAUGUGUUGAUAGUCAACCUGGCCAUCGCUGACCUCCUGACCUGCAUGAUCCUUCCGUUCCAGAUGUAUGGUAUCCUUAGUGAUGGAUAUAUGUUUCCGCGUGUCUGCGGCUUCAUAGGGGGUGUAAUCUAUGUAACAUUUACCUGCAGCGCUGUCACUCUGGUUCUGAUAGCCAUAAACCGAUGUUACGUCAUUACCAAAAACAUACGCACGCCAGUCGGUCUUAACACGCACAAGAAACAGAUCUUCUUAGCUAUUCUAUCAUGGAUUCUAGCGUGUUUAUACAACUACAUCCCAAUUUACGUUUUUAAAUUCACCGAAUACUCUUAUUAUCCUCCCUAUAAACAAUGCUUCACGAGUCCUACAGAAACGAGUGACUUUUAUCAUAACUUCCUGGCUUUACUAAUCGGGAGUCAUAUCAUCAUCAUGCUCGGCUGUUACAUCAGGAUUUUGGUGCAUGUGCGACAGCAACGAAAGCUCUUCCAUGUUUUCUUCGGGAGCAGUCGUAGCCAGAAUAUUGAACGACAGCAUCACAUCAAACGACUCAGUCAACGAGAGGUCAGGGUCACCAAGAACCUAUUCAGCAUUGUCAUUGCUUUCAUCUGCUGUACCAUCCCUACGGCUGUGGCCUUUGCGACACCUGGGGUACUCCUAUCAGGGAUAUACACCACCGCCAUCCUCUACUUCAACAACUGCAUCAAUCCUGUCGUCUACGCCUUCAGACACCCCGUCUUCAAGAAGUUCUUCAAGAGGCUCUUAAUGCGCACCCUUCAGAUCGUUCAUUGCCCGAAAAAGAUGGUGCCCGCGGAAGAGGCCCUAGGAAACGUUGCGCUUAGUAAAAUGCCCGAAAGAAACGUCACUAUGGCAUGUUUAUAUGCAAUUAACGUCAGCCAGAUAGUUGCUUUUGAAGGUGUCAAAUCUGACUCUAUGGAGGUGUUAAACACGUUAUAAACUUAUAAAAUAUUGGAUGAAUAAUUAUUUUAAAAUGUAUAACUAAAAAUAAUGUAUUCAUUGGUAACAAUAAUAUACAAAUGAUGCAUGCGCAUGAGUUCAUUAUACGAUCUAUCCGCACUCGAGUUGAGGCUGUGUGUAUCUAUUGCACGAAGCCGUUAGGCCGAGUGCGAUAGAUACACACAGCAUCAACGAGAGCGGAUAGAUCGUAGAAUGAACGAAUGAAAACAUGCAUCAUUUUGUUUUAUACAACGAAACUCCUAAAACCUUUUUAUUUGAUGUAAAAAUAAUUCAUUCAAGAUGGAUUCGUGACAGUAGUAUGGCUGACAAAUAAAUCUAAAGUUUAAGGCUUAAUUUACUGCGCACACGUAGAUAUAAUAAGCGCACUUACCUCUAUACCCAUUUACGCAUAGUGCUGUGCAAGAAUAGGCCUAUGCACACACAGUAUUAAGCGCUAACCUCUACGCGCAUUACUGCGCAUCAUGUACAUGCGCUAAAAAAGCCUGCAAUAGUAC